Molecule: messenger RNA, 3599 nt
Organism: Coregonus sp. 'balchen'
Lineage: Eukaryota; Metazoa; Chordata; Actinopteri; Salmoniformes; Salmonidae
Source: the annotation of a GenBank genome assembly
AUGCGCUCUGACGCACAGAACAAGUGUACAUUGGCAGGUCUGACCUUUGAGCAGCUCGCGGCAGUUUUCCUGAUGAGAGCGGGAAUGGAGAAAUCGAAUAAUUUUCGAAUCGAUGCUCUGCUGGCCGACGAGACUCACCGGGGGAACCGAGACCUCUCCCCAGGUCUGAGCAACGACAGCCCCGCGGGCAGCCCCGUGUCCUGUCGGCGAGCGGACACCCCGUCCCCGCGCGGGACGCCCAUCCAUCUUCAAACCGGGAUAAUCCCCAAACCGGGACUGCUGAACCUCCCUCACACAGGACUCGCCUCGCUACCCCAAAUGUACCCGGCCCCUAUGUACCCAUUAUCGGCUUUGGGUGGCCAGCACCCUGCCUUCGCCUACUCCGGCUUCACUCACCUAACCCAGCCGUACCCAGACCACCUGAAGGCGGCUGCCAUGGCAGGGUCUCUCCCGCUGGAACACUGGAUCCGGGCUGGAAUGAUGAUACCACGUCUUCCAGACUACAGUUGUAAGUAUUAUACACCUGUGGGCUAGGUAGCACACUCAAUAGGCUGUACUCUUUUACAAAUAUAUCAACAAACGAAACAUCUUUAAAAGACAGGCAUUAUGCGCUAGGCCUAUAUAGUUUCUUUUAAAAUCUGGGGUUAUAAAUGGAGUUUAACUGUCUGUUGGAGAUGUGUUUUUGUGCUUGCUCAGAACACAUAGGCAAUAUAAUUAAUAUAGCCAAGCAGAUGCAAAACUAAGCCUAAUUGCUGUAAUCUAUUAUGUUUUUCAAAUAGGUGUGGCGGGUAUCACGCAGAAAUUAAUUUACCCCCAGAUACCGGAGGUUUAUUGGUAGGGAAGGGAUCGUUUGAUCACUUAACAACCACUUCCAAAGCAUUGAACCCAACCGCCUAGAGGUGUCAUAAAAUCACUUAUUGUUCCUCAUUGCAUGUAAUCCAAAGGUGAGGGAAAGCAAAUACAGGUACACACACACACACACACACACACACACACACACACACACACACACACACACACACACACACACACACACACACACACACACACACACACGUUAUAACCAUAAUCAAAUAUAUGUUCUAAGGUUAGGCUAAAUGUUGCAAUCAACGUUAGCAAGGUGUGCAUAACUUAAACGUAUUUGAUACCAGUAUUGAUAACAAAACUCACUGUAUUAUAAUAUCUCUCAUAACACAUUUUACAAAAUAAUAAUAAAAAUAAUCUGAAGAAUAACAACAACAACAACAAUAGUAAUAACAAUAAUCAUACAUUUCAAUUUGUAAAUAAUGAAUACAUCUAAUAAGUAGGUUAUUGGUUAAUAAUACUUGUUAUUAUAUAUUUAUUAUAAUAAUAUAGUAUUACUAAUUGUAUUAAUAUUAUUUCUAACUAUUGCUAAACAUUUUACCAAUCAGGCAAGAUCUGUUUCAAACCAUUUAUAUUUCAAUUUAAGAGCAAGCACAAUAGGGCUAUAUACAAUGUAUUAUCAUAGAAUUUUUAUAUUUUUAUGUGCAUUAUAUCAUGCUAUAGGCUUAUAUUAAUCUACUUUUAGAGCAAUAUUUAAACACAUAUUUUUAACUGCUUUGUGAACAAAUAAUAGUGCAAAUUCAACCUCUAUGAUAGACAGGUUUUGUUAUUUGUUCAGUCAUUAAUACACAAUGUCUGAAAAAUAUAGGCUACUUUAAAUAUGAUCUAGAAGUAUAGGCCGAAAUAUUCUUUAAGUGUAGCCUCAUGAAAAGUCUUCGAUCGAUUUACUGCUAAUUGUAAUAUCAUGUUUUAAUUUUUGGCCUUUUCAUUUCGCUAUAAACGUCAACUCGAUGAAAAUUGUCUUUGUACUGAGGAGCAAACUAUAAACAAACACCUAAAACAUUCUGUUAGUUCGUCAAUAAAAUCACAAAAGCUUCAUCGAAUUUUCAUUAAGUUAAUGGUGCUCGCGCUUUUUAUGGCCCUCGCGCCCAGCUUCUGCCGUGUCCUCUCGUCAACAAUAAACUGGAGUAAAGCUAUUAUAGUUAAUGGUGGCGAGAGAGUGCGGGCAUGUGUGUGUGUGUGUUCCUCCCACAACGUUAUAUUGGACUUCCUAUGUCCUUGGUAUUGCAUAAAUGAGACCAUUGAAACAGUCUGAGAUUAAAUCUACUCACUUUGUCCUAUAGCUUGAAUUUACCAGAAUACAGGCCUAGUAGCCUACACACCUCAUUAUAUUUGGGAUGAAUAUAGUUGGGGGAAAUUAAGUUAUUGAUUAGGCCAGAGUCAUUGACACUUUUUAAGGGGACAUUGUACUGUCACUGAAGAAGAUUGUACUGGAAGAAAGGAGAGCUGAGACCGGAGCUCUCGGUGGCAGCGAUUCUGUCUCGAGAGGAGCUGAGCAGAGCGAGCUCUCUCAAGGUCUCUGCGCUGGCUCUCGCUCAGAUCUCUCUACUCUCUCUCUCAUUCUCUCUCUCUCUCCUCUCUCUCUCUCUCUCUCUCUCUCUCUCUCUCACAGCACCCCAGGCAGGACUCCUGGGGAAGUGUCGUAGGCCCCGGACAGCUUUCACCAGUCAGCAGCUCCUUGAACUGGAGAACCAAUUUAAACUCAACAAGUACCUGUCCAGACCCAAACGCUUUGAGGUGGCCACCUCUCUCAUGCUGACCGAAACACAGGUGAGAGAGAAAAAGGUGUCAUUCUGUGUGAGUGUGUGUCUGUGUGCGCGUGUCUACAUGUGUAUGUGUGUGGAUUCCCACCUGGUAGGCUAUUCCAGCACUGGCCUUUUACCCUAUGUGCCUCUGUGAAGAAUCUGUACAAAUGAUCCCUGGUGUGUUUGUCCCUGAGAUAAACUGUCCGCUAUGGCAUGCUCCAUUAGUCACUGGAGAGUAAUGUAAAGUUAGACAGCAGCAAUCAGACCACUAGUUCCUUAUUUAGCUAAUAUAUUACAGCUCUCUUGUUUCACCUGCCUCGUCUAGUCCCAAAUACCACCUCAUUAAUGAAGCUGUUGACAUGUUGAUUUAAAAGAUCAACUCCUCUGUGUUCGAACCUAAUCAGCACAUUUUUGAAUUACUUCUUCAGAUAAAUCCCUCUGCUUGGCGAGUAACAGUUGUUUUGGACAUUUCAGCCCAGUUUAGUAGAAAGAAAAUGGCAGCCCAAAUGUACUAAGCUGAGUGUGGGGAUAGAGAGAGAGAGACUGCUGGUGAGAGACCUCUACUCCUGCCUUAGUGUGUGGCUGACAGGCGUGCAUUCUGUCUCUCCACAGGUGAAGAUCUGGUUCCAGAACCGGAGGAUGAAGUGGAAACGCAGCCGCAAGGCCAAGGAGCAGGCAUCUGUGUCUGCCCAGUCUGAGGCGGAGCGACUACGCACCGGGGGAAAACCCACCAAUGGCAAAUCAGCUGAGAAUAGGCGAGCUUCCACUCAGGACAACGAGGGAGAGCUAGACCUAGAAGAAGCAGAGGAGGAAGAGGAAGAGGAAGAGGAGGAGUUUGCUGUUACCAUGGGUGGCACCGUGGGGUUGCAGCGUUCAACAGACUUUCUGAAGCUCACAGCGGAGCUUGGUUACAACCCCCACAGUCCCUUCUCUGAGGACGACUUAGAGGGGGCGCCAGGGGGGGACAGGAAGACAGGCGCAGGGUUGUGA